CUUGAAAAUAGUGAACAAAGGAGAAAGCAGGAAAUAUAUAUAAAAAAUAAAGAGCAAAGGAAUACUGAUCAAACGCCCGCGCCAACCAAGAGAGAAUAUAUGGAGGCAGAGACCAGUGCAGCUAAUGCUCCAGCAAGUGCAGCUAGUGAUACUCCGGUUACUAUGAAAAAGAUGAUAAUGGUGGCUAUCGAUGAGAGCGAGGAGAGUUUCUAUGCUCUCAAAUGGGCAUUAGAUAAUUUGAUCAACGAUCCUUCUAUUAUCAUCACUUUGAUCAAUGUCCAACUUCCUUUUACCCCCAUGGUUUAUCCUGCUGGACCUGUUGUGUUUGCGGCGCCUACUGUUGUUGAAGCUGUGAAAAAAGGACAACACGAGAAUGCAACUAGAAUACUGUCUCGGGCACUCCAUCUCUGCAAACAAAAGAUGGUGAAGGCGGAGACUCUGAUCCUAGAUGGGGACCCAAAAGAUAUGAUAUGUCAAGCUGCACAUGAACUGCACGCUGACCUUCUAGUAGUCGGUAGCCGAGGGCUCGGCAAGAUUAAAAGGUGGAGUUUCCUGUGACACUGUGUGAAGACAUUCGAAGAGGCACAUGCAUGAAUGUUGUUGCAUACACUAUUGUUCUGACCACCGUAAAAGUUGUUGGGAUUAGAGUUUUAAGGUUUUCACUCCAUAUGUCCAAGCCUGGAAUUGAUCCUUACACCUCUUAAGUUAAUAACUCAAUAUCCAAUCCAUUACACCAUUAGUCUUCUACUGGGGAAGUUCCCGCUGUAAAGCUUAUGAUCGACAAUCAUUUGGACUUGUCUGAAUUUGCAACAAGUCCAAUCUCUGAAAUAUGUUUUAAAGCUUCCACAAUUCUCUGCAU
Molecule: messenger RNA, 859 nt
Organism: Solanum tuberosum (potato)
Lineage: Eukaryota; Viridiplantae; Streptophyta; Magnoliopsida; Solanales; Solanaceae
Product: universal stress protein A-like protein
Exons: 4
Coding region: 100-558 (152 amino acids)
Source: RefSeq, a predicted model, not a curated record